Molecule: messenger RNA, 927 nt
Organism: Mesorhabditis spiculigera
Lineage: Eukaryota; Metazoa; Nematoda; Chromadorea; Rhabditida; Rhabditidae
Source: the annotation of a GenBank genome assembly
AUGAACGACAUACUAACACGGCGGCCUUAUACUCGAAGAUCAGCCUUCGAAGGCAUGGUCCCGCGACAGAAAAAAGAAUGGGCCUUCGUCGUCAUCAAUUUUUGCUAUUGGGCACUCGGCUUCACGUCGGUUAUUCUCAGCAUGUGGAUUAUGCGCGAGAGAGAUCAAUUUGUCGAAUUAAUCCCAAUUGGCUUUGCUCCGAACAGUUGUGCAGGCUUUUUAUUAUGUUCUGGACUCGUUAUCAUGGCGCUAGCUAUUAUGGCUAUCUAUGCUAAUUAUUUGAAGAGUAAACGGAUGAUGGCAUCGUACUGCCUGGGCAUCGGUUUCUUGGUUUUGAUCCAAAUCGCCAUCGGCACGAUCAGCACUUUUACUCGGGACGAUUCCAAACUACGCGACGACAUGAAGCGGUACAUCAAUUUAACUCGAAUUACGACAAUCAACAGUGAAGCCAUUAAUGUGACGUUGUCGUGGAAUUAUUUGCAAAAAAGUCUACAUUGCUGUGGAAUUGAUGGUUAUGAAGAUUGGUACUACAAUGCACGAUGGCCAACCGGGCAAUUUGUGCCAGAUUCAUGCUGUGAUGAAAGCUUCUUCGACUUUCGGGAAUCGGAUUACCGUGGCUGCGGGCGACUCGCGUUUCAGGAUUAUGUCUACAAAAAUGGUUGCCUUGAACCCUUCCGAAGCUGGCUUUGGUUUAAUCAGCACGUCGUUGCCGGAUUUUGUUUGUUUGCUUUAAUCGUAGAGAUAUUUUGCCUGCCGCUCGGAAUUUGGAUCUGCAGGGAGGUUUGGGUGAUGAAAGAUUGGCAGCAACGGCAGGGAUCUAGAGUCGGAAAUGCACGAUCGAUUUCAGAAACGGUGGCUGGUGGUCAGGAGCCGCGAAUCGAUGAUUCGGGAAUCCCACUUGUUCAGCCGCCGACGCACCCGACCAGA